Messenger RNA from Tremella mesenterica DSM 1558, 2059 nucleotides. RefSeq lists its product as uncharacterized. Lineage: Eukaryota; Fungi; Basidiomycota; Tremellomycetes; Tremellales; Tremellaceae. Gene Ontology annotation, biological process: intracellular signal transduction; peptidyl-serine phosphorylation. The record is from RefSeq and is a predicted model, not a curated record. The transcript is spliced from 13 exons. Gene Ontology annotation, molecular function: ATP binding; protein serine/threonine kinase activity. The coding region runs from base 400 to 1863 and encodes 487 amino acids.
CUCUGAUACAUCGACUUAUCUGCAGACAGGAACCAAGUCUCAGUGUCCGCUACUCAAUGUCUCGUCGAUAGAGGAAGGGUGGAUGCUUGAUGCUGCAUGCUGCAUGGCUGCAGGUAAGUUACAUGGUACACUACUCUAGUGCCUGUUUACACAACGUAUCUCUCCUAACUUAGUCGCUGUCUGGUCCAACUCCAAUUCUUGUCAUCGAGUCUUCUCCCUCUCCCUCCCAUCGCCGUAGGACGACACCUGUACAGUCUCUCCUCCUCAUCCUUUCGCCAUCCCGUUUAGUCACACCAGCCGAAUCAGGCUCUUUGCUAAGCCGCGACCCCAUUCUUCGGCUUCACUCUUUUGACGUCGCAUCAGGCGCGUACUCUCGGUUAGUACGGCAAGCAUCGUAGCAUGGGUGCUGCUUGUUGCAAGCCAGAGGCUAUCGAUUUUGAGGGCGAUGUCAAUCUCUUCCACUUUUAUCUACUACGGAGCGUCGGGAAGGGGGCUUUUGGAAAAGUCCGAGUGGUCCAACAUAAACACACAAAAACAUUAUACGCCCUCAAAUACAUCAAUAAGGCGAAAUGUGUCAAGAUGAAAGCGGUGGCCAACAUAGUACAGGAGCGUAGGCUAUUGGAGGAGAUCGAUCAUCCCUUUGUUGUCAACAUGCGGUACGCUUUUCAGGAUGAUGAGAAUUGUUUCUUUGUGUUGGACCUGAUGUUGGGAGGGGAUCUCCGAUUUCAUCUUGAUAGAGCUGGGGCUAUGAGCGAGGAAGUGGUCCGAUUUUACGUCGCGGAGCUGGUCAUGGCCGUCGACUACCUACAUUCAAAACGAAUUGUUCAUCGGGAUCUGAAGCCUGACAAUGUGUUAUUGGAUGAACGAGGUCAUGCCCACAUUACCGACUUCAACAUUGCCGUGCAUUUUUCAGAUCGAAGAUUAUUAACAGGAGUCGCCGGUAGUAUGGCAUAUAUGGCUCCAGAGGUCUUGACGAAACGAGGUUAUUCUGCCCCAGUGGACUUCUGGUCAUUAGGCAUAUUAGCGUACGAACUUCUUUUCGCAAAACGGCCAUUUCGUGGUCGGACCAAUACAGCCCUGACGAAUGCAAUAUUACACGAACCCUUGACCUGGCCCGAAGAAGCCCCUGGGAAGUGUUCGACGGAAGGGAUGCACGCCAUUCGCACUUUCUUGGAACGUGAUCCCAACAAACGACUGGGUUAUCGGCCAGGAGGCGGUGGCUUCGAGGACAUCAAAUCGCACCCGUGGUUUCGCGGCAUCGACUGGAACGCCUUGCAUAAUAAGGAGGUUUUACCACCAUUUGAACCUGACUCCAAGCGAGCCAAUUUUGACGCUACACAUGAGUUAGAAGAGUUAUUGUUGGAAGAGAAUCCUUUGAAAGCUCGCAAGAGGAAGGAGGGACAAGAUCCAGACUCGAUGAGCCCAGAAACGCGGAUGAUGGAAGAACACUUCAAACUCUUUGACUACACAAAAGCCACCAGAAGAUCAUAUUAUCAUUCGGCCUCCGUCAGCGGUCAAACCACCUCGGGCGCCACUUCUACCACCGCCGCCUCACUCGACAAAAAACCACCCCGAACCGUCCCGAAGAACGCGACACAGUACAGCCCUAGUCGACCGGCCACGCCCAGUGACAGAACAGGGGUCAUCAGCAAGACUGGCUUGGACGUGGAGGCCCAAAUCCUGGAUGGGGGUGGAAUGGCGAACUUGGGAGGGCGAGGAGGAUGGCGGUCUUCUGAGCUUGACAUUCCUCUCGAUAGUCUUGAUCGCCGAACUAGCCCUCUCCGUCAAUCAACACCGCUCCGGGUUUCCACUGCACCUCCGGAAGAGCAUCCUGAUCAGGAAAUGCUCGGAGCGGCUAUAUAACAGUUUUCAGACACACGGUUAUUUAUAGUAUUCAUUUUUGUUGGGCAUCUUUUACAUGACAUCAGUGGUGUCUACGAUUUCUUCCUUAUCGUAUUCUUACAUUCGCCAUUUCGAAUAAAUUGUAUAUAAUCCCGGAUUGGUAACUUUUUUUUGGACAUGUUUGGCUUUUGACAAAUGUAUAAUGCCACUGCUUUCC